AUGGCUUCCUGUGUGCUGCUGUGCUUUGCUUUAGUGGUGAAUGCCACAAGCAUGAUGACUCAAACCUUGCAAGGGAAAGUUAUGGCCUACACACCGAGCAGCUUUCCUAUUCAGCAACAGAUGUCGCCGGAGGAUCUUGAAAUGCUUCAUCUGGAUAACAUGAACCAGGAUACCUCUCCGAUUCGCGCCAUCAUUAUUCAAAAAAUUGAAGCAUGCCUGAGAAAGAUGGAACAAUUUUGUAACUUGUGCCCAGAUUCAUGUCUGAAAGCUUCAAGAAUCAUUGACAACAUGCUCUACAAAAAUGCUCCACAGCUCCAUUUUUACAUGGAUCUUGACACAGUAGAGGGCAGGGUGAAUGAUUUGCUCAGAUCUUUUCCAUAUAGAAACCAAAGAGAUCCAUGGAUAUCUUCAGCAGUUCCAUCAACAAAAGAUUUGCGGCAGCUGCCUGGGAUACAGAUGACAGACUCUAGUGUCUAUCAUAAUAGAGUUGCCCCUGCUUUUACUAAUUUGCCUGCACAUUCAGGAGAUGUACCUCCACAUACUGUGUUCACUUCUCAGAGAUAUGUACCACAGAAUCACAACAUGGCCGCUGCUAAUUUAGCUCUAGUUGCAAGGCCUGAAAGCUUUAUGAGCACCAUAGUUGCUCCAUCUGUGUCAGGACUUCCUAACUGUAUUUCAGGCUUUGGUGGGAUUGAUAGUGCUGGAUUGCAAAAUGGCUAUUUAAAGGACCAUUUUCCAGGUGAUGCUUAUCGUGUUGAUAGUCCACAACCGUCUAUGUCUGGGAGUUCCAGUCCUUUAUCAGCUGUGUGUGAUCCAACCACAAGUUCGGGUGCAAUGAUAAGAUCAUCAAUGGACUCUAUCUCUAAAGCAAGUGGGCAAAAACUCUUUACCGGUGAAGGACAAUUGUUUCAACAAUACAGAGAAUAUGAGAAAGAGUUAGAUGGUGCAUGGAGCCACCCAGCAGAGAAGGCAGUUCACUCAAAUAGGACAACUCAAAGCAAUGAAAUCUAUUUCAAAGAAGAAUGGGGACCUGACACAUUCAUGGAAAUGAAAAGAAAACUAUUGGCACGCCUCGGACUCUAG
Molecule: messenger RNA, 1083 nt
Organism: Miscanthus lutarioriparius
Lineage: Eukaryota; Viridiplantae; Streptophyta; Magnoliopsida; Poales; Poaceae
Source: the annotation of a GenBank genome assembly